UUAAUUAGAAGCUCUUAUAAUAUUUGUGGGUGGCCAUGGCUGAUCAUCUUUUCAAGCACUUGGCGGUGGCUAAGUUCAAAGAAGGAAUAGUGGUGGAGGAGAUUUUGAGUGGACUGGAGAAGCUUGUUUCUGAUAUUGAUGCUGUCAUCUCCUUUGAAUGGGGAAUUGACAUUGAAAGCUUGGAAAUGCUAAGGCAAGGAUACACACAUGCCUUUGUGCUGACAUUCAAGAGCAAGGAUGACUACAAGUCCUACCUUGCCCAUCCCAAACAUGUUAAGUACACGACUAUAUUUUCCCAAGUCAUUGACAAGAUUGUCGUGCUUGAUUUCCCUGCCGUUCAAUCCAAGUCUCCACCAUGAUCGAUCCUCGACUGAUCAAGUAAUUACUAGAAGAAAGUUUGUGGAUGUUCAUGAUAUUGGAUGUAAUGUUGGUUUGG
This is a messenger RNA of Impatiens glandulifera, 436 nucleotides long. Its product is annotated as stress-response A/B barrel domain-containing protein At5g22580-like. The transcript has 2 exons. Lineage: Eukaryota; Viridiplantae; Streptophyta; Magnoliopsida; Ericales; Balsaminaceae. Bases 36 to 359 code for a protein of 107 amino acids. The record is from RefSeq and is a predicted model, not a curated record.